GGUUUCUUUUCAACAGGAAUUAGUGCCACUUCCUGUCAUAAUUAUUGUUUGAAAAUUAGCCACAGCAAAGUUGAUAUCAAAUUAACUGAAAAGUUCCCGAAUAUUAAAUUGUCGCAUUUUCAGUUAACGUCAAAGCUCACACGCGACUCAUUUCCCAUAGACGACGCAGCCGUACGGACUGAUCGGUUUUAUCGACCAAGUGACAAGUGAGAGAUAAAACUCACACCUGGCCUUUAGUGUGGAAUUAAUUCUCCAGCUAGCGCUAAAAUUUGAUAAAUGUCACAGCGACAUCCAGACGAAAAAUGAAACAGUCCCGUGUCACAGGAGAAAUCAUGGGAUUCCGUCUUUCUCCGCGACGCAUAAUAAUAUUUACAACGUCGCUCACGAUCAUCAUGUUUGUGCUGCGACGUCAGAGUGAUUCACAGUUUGAGGAUGAAAAUUAUUCUACGGUAUCGAAUCCGGCGCUGUAAUGCGGCAGAAGAGAAUGGCUGGCGGACCUUGCAAUCUAGAAGCAUAUGAAGACGAUCCUAAGAAACUGGUCGCUGUCUAUAGGAGCUGCAGGGAUGAUCUCAGAACCAUCAUCGAGAAAGGCCUUCCUGUUCCUACUGCCUUUGAAGAAACUGAUGAAGGAAGACUGAUGGAAGAAAGAGUUCGCCGGUUGGUGAACGUCAAGCAGAAGUGUAACAAUAGAAAGGUUGCAAGCAUGCCUAUGAUCGACUCCUGGAUCCGGGUCUCAAAACCACACGAACUUGCCUACUGCCAGCUUGAAAAGACUGGAUCAAGCACGAUGCUCACAUUCCUCUUCGAAAUCAACAACAUGGAGACCUUGUAUCCCCGUAACGAUGACUUGCAUCAGACAUCAUUGGAUACUUUUAAAGUAAUAGGCCAGGAAGCCGUCGACAUGGCGGAAAAAUACUUCGACAUCAUACAAGUGCGCCACCCGUUCACCAGGCGCGAGCUGCUGCCCGGUGCAAGUCCUCUGAAUCGGGAGCAGGAGCUUCACCUGGCUAGUGUAAACCAGCCAGGUAGCACAGGGAAACUGACACGCUAA
Hyalella azteca is the source of this 1051-nucleotide messenger RNA. RefSeq lists its product as uncharacterized. NCBI's taxonomy places the organism in Eukaryota, Metazoa, Arthropoda, Malacostraca, Amphipoda, Hyalellidae. Gene Ontology annotation, cellular component: membrane. Bases 470 to 1051 code for a protein of 193 amino acids. The transcript has 5 exons. Gene Ontology annotation, molecular function: sulfotransferase activity. The record is from RefSeq and is a predicted model, not a curated record.